Messenger RNA from Lymnaea stagnalis (great pond snail), 4982 nucleotides. The record is from the annotation of a GenBank genome assembly. NCBI's taxonomy places the organism in Eukaryota, Metazoa, Mollusca, Gastropoda, Lymnaeidae.
CGCGAGCGCACCAAAAUGGCGACGGUGUCGGAAAACAACAACAACAAAAGAACAUCUCACGAUGAGAGGGGACGACCAUCCGACGGAAGAGAUAUUAAGUAACUUUGGAUUCAUCUGAAAUGAGGUUUGGACAUGAGCACUCAUGCGUGCAUGCGUCGUGGACGAUGGCGUUUCUGGACGCGGUCAGUUGAAUAAGUUACCAGGCUACCAAGUUACCCUACCAAUCAAUACAUUUUUUUUUUUUUUGUUUUAUCUGACAUCAAAAUGCCUUGUAAAGUUCUGUCACAUUUAACUAUUCAAUUAUGCAACCCAUAAAAAAAAAAAAAAUUUCCGUGUAAAUCUUAUAUAAAAAAAUAAAUUAAAACAGGACGAAAAGGGGGAGGGGGGUUGGGUCAUGCUGAAAAUUAAAAAAAAAACAAAAACAAAAAAAAAAAAAAAAAAAAAUUUCCGUGUAAAUCUUAAAUAAAAAAAUAAAUUCAAGCAGGACGAAAAGGGGGAGGGGGGUUGGGUCAUGCUGAAAAUUAAAAAAAAAACAACAACAAAACAUACAUUCGCACUUGAUAAGAAUUCCAAUAUUCCCCCCCCCCAACCUCACCCCCUUUCAAGGCUCGCAAACACACAUUUUUUUGUUCCACGCCGCUGAGCUAUGUUUACAUUUAAAUGACCCAACAGAUUUUACAACCGCAGAUUUGUUUUUCACUGUUUCAGAAAACAAAAGAAAAUGUUACGCAAUAAACGCAGUAGCGAUUUUAAUUUUUUUUUUAAAGAAUCUCAUUUGGCGCAGUUAUCGGGGAUUUUAUGUCCUGAAAUCAGUGGCAUCAUAUCUCCUUCCUAUUCCCUUUGAAAAAAAAAAAAAAAAAAAAAAAAAAUUGGAAGUUCUAAUUUUUGGAGAGUUUUGGUUGGGGGUUGGGGGACCGAAAUUUCGAUAGAGUGUGUCGUCAUAAGCAACGAGUCUAGGUGCCAAAUUUCAGCUCGAUGGGUUGACGGGAAGUGGAUCAAUCAGCCGUCUGAAGAUUUUUUGUUUUGCAAGCCAGCCACGAAAAAACUCGGAGUUAACUUAGAGGAUGAAAGUAACAGCACUUUCUUGUCGACAUGCGUAUUAUUUUUUUUUUUAAUUUUCAUUGAAGACCAGGGUUUCUCAACCUAUGUUCCACGGACCCCUGCGUAGUCUGCGAAAAGGUGUCAGGAUGUCUUUGAGCUACAGAUAAUUUUUAGUUGUAUUUAAAGUAAAACUUUCAACCAUUUAUUUUAAGAAAUCGAGAGUUUGUGACGCUUUUUGUGACAGGAGAAGAUGGGGGGGGAUUCCAAAUUUUGUGACGUCAUUAUUUGAAACAAAAAAUUAUAUUAUUAAUUUUUUUUUUUUUGGUUCUUUUUAUGGUAAGUCUAAAAUUUUCUAAUUUUGAAAAAUCUUUAGUCAAUCAGUUCAUUAAUUUUAAAACCAUAAAUUUGAGGUCGAAAUUGCCUCAGAUAGUAUAGGUACCCUGAAAUUCAGUCAACUGUAGUGGCCAUUUUACAUUCGGCUUGUGGAUGACCUCGUUGUUUGGCGUCACAGUUUUCUAGUUAUACUACAUUUCUUCAUCCAUCAUGGGAAAAUGUUAAAGAAUAAAAUAAAAUCUUAGUUUAGAUAUGAAAAUGUUAGGUAUGUUUAGAUUUUUUUUUUAGGUGUGACGUGACACUAAUGAGGGGGGGGGGAGAGGGGUAAAGAAUUUGUGACACUUUGUGACAAGGAGGAUUGGGGGGGGGGGGGUUAAAAAGGUCAUUUUUUUAGGGGCAAAAUUUGCAAACGACCCCUUAUCCUUUUUUAUUGUGACACUUUGUGACAAGGAGGAUUGGGGGGGGGGGGUCUAAAAAGGUCAUUUUUUACGGGACAAAAUUUGCAAACGACCCCUUAGUCUUUUUUCAAUUUGUAAGCUGGCAGCAACUUUCGUAAUGGGAGGUAAACAAGAAAUUGAAUUGUGAUUUUUAAUUACACGGCCAUCUCCCCUUACACAGGUUGUCGCCUAAGACCAUGGGACGACAUGAAGUAUCAACGAAAGUAAUUUUAUGAUUUGGGGGUCACUACAGCAUGAGGAACUGUAUUAAAGGGUCGCGGCAUUGGGAUGGUUGAGAGCCACUGCUCUAUCACAUGAAUAGAAGUGCCGCCACUUAAACAUAGUGAACCUCAAGUUUCCAGCUAGUAUCUAACUCUAUGUUAUUGACUGUGUCAAUGUCUUUGUUGACGUUAAUGCACGUGUCUACAUAUAUGUCAAUUUCUAUGUUAGCAUGAUUUCUAUGUAAAUGACAAUGUCAAUGUUAAUGGCAAUGUCUAUAGCAAUGUCUAUAUAAACGUCUAUUUCUGUGUUUUGGUCUAUGUUAAUGUAAAUGUCUACGUCAUUUUUUGUUUUGUUAAGGCCAAUGUCUCUGUUGAUAUAUUUGUCUUUGUUAAUAUGAACCUAUGUUAAUGUCUUUGUCAAUGUUAAUUUCAAUGUCAAUGUUAAUGCUGAUCUCUAUGUUAAUAUCUAUUACUCUGUGUAUCCUUGUUUAGUAUAUGUUUAUUUAUUACUAUGUUUAUAUGUAUAUGUUGUUGUUGUUAUGUUUUAAGGUUGACUUCUUGUCUAGCUCGGGAUGACGUCCAGGCGACGCUCCUCAAAACGUCCCAAACAUAGCCACUUGGUCGGGUUGGACAGCUUGAUGGCUCUAGAUUUCGACGAAUUACCCCAACCACACGUAGAAGAGGUUGGUAUAACAGGUUGUCAUCUUAUCUCUAUGAGUGGUAGGAUGUUGGUAUACACCUUCUUAUCUUUAUGAGUGGUAGGGGGUUGGUAUACACCGUCUUAUCUCUAUGAGUGGUAGGGGGUUGGUAUACACCGUCUUAUCUCUAUGAGUGGUAGGGGGUUGGUAUACACCGUCUUAUCUCUAUGAGUGGUAGGGGGUUGGUAUACACCGUCUUAUCUCUAUGAGUGGUAGUGGGUUGGUAUACACCGUCUUAUCUCUAUGAGUGGUAGGGGGUUGGUAUACACCGUCUUAUCUCUAUGAGUGGUAGGGGGUUGGUAUACACCUUCUUAUCUCUAUGAGUGGUAGGGGGUUGGUAUACACCUUCUUAUCUCUAUGAGUGGUAGGGGGUUGGUAUACACCUUCUUAUCUCAAUGAGUGGUAGGGGGUUGGUAUACACCCUCUUAUCUCUCUGAGUGGAAGAAGCUUCGUAUCCAUCGUCUAUUCUCUAUAAGUCGUAGUAGGUUGUUAUCCAUCGUCUAUUCUCUAUAAGUCGUAGGAGGUUGGUAUCCACCGUCUAAUCUCUAUAAGUCGUAGUAUGUUGGUAUCCAUCGCAUUAUCUCUAUGAGUGUUAAAAGUUUAUACUCGGCUGUCUAAGUUCUUGAAUUGUUAAAAUCCCACAAACCGACUACACGACUUUGUAGUACUACACCCCUCUUAUCUUUAACUUAGUGGUCCAUCAGAAUACUUGUCGGACUAUAAUACUGUCUAAGAUUACCAAUAAUGUACAAUUCACAUUAAAACGUAAGUGAUGUUGCCAUCAUAGUGAAUGAUAGUUUAAACGAAGGAAAUCGGCCAUUGAAGUUAUAGUUGUUUUUUUUAAAUAUGUUUACCUACUACACACAUACACACAGCAACAGAAAAUAAUAAUUGCAUUCCGUACAACAUCUUUUAACGUAAUAAAUAUGCAUUUUUCGAUGUGAUCUCUGUGGAAGGUCCGCUGUGCUGAAGAGGACUUCAUGGCAGGACCAGUCAAACACCCCGGCGCCCUUGACAAGAAAGCGGACCGCUCGAAGUCGUCCGCGAGUAAGCGCCACUGGCGGUCCGCCCCUGCCAUGUCCCCACUGGAGAGGUUCUACAACUUGUACAUCGCACCCUUCGACACGCGGGACCUGGGCAAGGGCAAGAAACGCGACAAGCGGAAGACGAGCAAGGACAACACCAUCUCGUCGGUGGAGAGUCUGUCCCCCGACCCGUGCACGGCAGAGGCAGCGGCGCCGAUUCUGCAAGAGGUCAAGGACAGUGCGAAGGAUGAGACAGAUGCACUGGCCGACCCGGAGGCGCCUCACUCCUCGGGGAGGUGUUGGUUUUUGGAGCGGAACCUGGAGAACACGGGUCAGGUGGGAAACUGGAAGUUGAAAAGUUGGACGAAUCCCGAAACGGUUAGAAAGGAGAAAGAAAAUGAUCCCAUCCCCGACGAUGCCGAUGACCAGUUAAAAGAUGAUGGAGCUGAACUUGAGGCCCCGCCGGGUGGAUCGGCACCGCUCCAAGGACGGUCGACGGACAAGGAUUCACCGCUCAACAUAGAGGUGAACCCAGAACGAAUAAAGAUCAGAGAAGGGCACGAAAAGAUGUCGUUCAACAAGCGGCACACACAAGUUAUCAUCCUGGGGGAGUUCGACUCCUACGGGUUUGCCGAGGAUACCCUGAGGACCCCGACUCCGGAUAAGAAAAGUGCGCACGGCUCCAAAGACGCGAGCUCCGAGGGCAAGCGCGCUUCGAUGAGCAUCCGGGGCGAGCACGUCUACAUCAACAUCGGAGGGGAAAACACGCAGAUCAAAACGUACAAGGACUACGGGACCAUCAACGUGAUCGGGCGAAAUUCCAAGAAAAGUUCGGGGAAAUCCGAUAAAAAGACGAACGCGAAGAAAUCCCCGGGGGCAUCGGACGAGGAGGUGCGGGAGAGCCAAGCGGACGUAUCCGAGGAGCAAGAGUUAAGGCGGCCGGGCGAGAGGAUGGAGUCUGGGAAGGACGGCGCGUCCGAGAAUGUAGCGUCCUUCAACUCGGCACGAGAGCCAAUGACGAUACCGCUCGACGCUGCGGAGCCCGACCGGGAAGACACUCGGGACAAGCUGGGCGCUUACACCGAGGAGGGCCUGGUCAACAACGUCCUGGAGGCCAUGAACACCGCGCACGUCUACUGGACGUUCAGCGAGCAGAAGUCGCUCGACCUCACGGACCCGCAGUCGGACAACGAUUGCGUGCAGGCCACCUUCAGCGAGAUCCACGGG